Molecule: messenger RNA, 1450 nt
Organism: Cucumis melo (muskmelon)
Lineage: Eukaryota; Viridiplantae; Streptophyta; Magnoliopsida; Cucurbitales; Cucurbitaceae
Exons: 7
Coding region: 336-953 (205 amino acids)
Biological process (GO): intracellular protein transport; Golgi to plasma membrane protein transport; protein localization to organelle
Cellular component (GO): Golgi apparatus
Molecular function (GO): GTP binding; GTPase activity
Source: RefSeq, a predicted model, not a curated record
UGGUAAUUUGGUAGGGGUGGGGGUAAUACCGGUAUUCAUAGAAGAAAAGAACAUUGUGUUGCAAUUGCGGCAAUCGGGAGAAAUUGAAACAGAAGAAGCUUGAUUUGGUUCUAUAAUUAUUUGACGAAAAGACAGAAUUUCGGUUACUUUCAGACGGUGGAAGCUCGUAUUUGCUGCACUGGAAGCCAAAGCCCUACACUUGCAGCAGUUCUUUCUGUAAUCCCUUCUUUCCAAGAUUGCAGAAUAAAUAGGCCAGAGGAGGGAGGGUUUGAAGUUAUGACGUUUGACCCCAAGGGUUAAGAGAAACUAAUACCCGAGUAAACUCAAAAGACACAAUGUUUUCUUUAUUUUAUGGCCUCUGGAAGUACCUAUUUAGUAAGACAGAGUUUCAUGUUCUCAUACUAGGAAUUGACAAGGCGGGGAAAACAACUUUGCUUGAGAAGUUGAAGUCCUUAUACUCAAACUUGGAAGGGCUCUCCCCUGAUCGGAUUGUUCCAACUGUUGGACUCAAUAUUGGGCGUCUUGAGGUGUUGAAUGCAAAGCUUGUCUUCUGGGAUCUGGGAGGUCAGCCUGGCCUUCGGUCUAUUUGGGAAAAAUAUUAUGAAGAGGCACAUGCUGUGAUCUAUGUGAUUGAUGCUGCUUGUCCUUCAAAAUUUGAAGAUUCCAAAUCUGCACUGGAGAAAGUUCUUCGACACGAGGAUUUGCAAGGAGCUCCACUUUUGGUUCUAGCAAACAAGCAGGAUCUUCCGGAAGCAGUAUCAGCAGAAGAACUUUCUCGUUAUCUCGAUCUUAAAAAGUUGGACGAAAGAGUCUACAUGUUUGAAGCUGUUUCUGGUUAUGAUGGGAUGGGGAUAAAGAAUAGUGUCGAAUGGUUGGUGGAUAUAAUGGAAAGAAGUAAAAGAACCGAAAUAUUGAGAGCUCGAGCAGGUGGGGCUGGUCUCCGUUCUGCUUAGAUCAAAUAUGAAACAAUUAUAGUUGGUCUAUAUUUCUUCCAUAAACUUGUGGACAAACCAGGUUCCAUAUUAGAUCCUCCAUGCUUUAGAAAGCUAGGUUCCCCCAGUACAUCUGAUUGCCUCACUCUACAUCUUUUUGAACUGCGAAGAACUACCAAAAUCAAGCUGAAACACUUCAUAUUUGCCACUUGACUUUUGGUACUUAUUGUGAAUGUUCUUCUCGUUUACAGGUGUUAGAAGCCCCUAAUUCGAAUUACAUCUUUCUGUCCGAGAGCAUCCACUCGAUCUGGCUUCCUGUUAUCUAGCUUUACUACAUCUAGCUUUACUACAAAAUGUAAAGAUAAUAUUGAUUCAAAGGCUAAUUGGUAGCUUUAGAAUUCCCACCACAAAAGUACAGAAUUACGUGUUUGAACCUGGGAAUGUUUUUCAUAGCCAUUCGUGGCGGACCAUGUUUCAUACAAGUCAUCUGAAUUUUGUCAUCCAUUUUAAAAAGUUAA